AUAUCCACGAUUUCACCUGGACCAUGGAAAUCCUUCCUCAGAAAACAGAGACACGAACCGAUACGAAGUGAAGCUCCACGAGAUCAAAGCAUCUGACUGAACAAUUCUGGCUACUCCGAAGCGAGCCAUGGUUGAGCUCAGGCACUCGACCUCGCUUGGGAACAGAGCCACUUCCUCGCCAAUGAAGCGGGACGAAGAUUCAUCCCCUUUAGUCCCCGACCGCCAGUCUGAAGACGAUGACGAUCGUGAUCGCCAUUCGAUCCGUGAUCGCUAUUACUCCAGGCUCAGUUUUCAAUCGCUAUGCCCUUACUUUGGCGACGAUGCUAGGGUUUCUCCGUAUAACUCCAGGAUCUCACUCUUCUUUGUGUUUCUAGUAGUCGCUGGUGGUUUGAUCGCUGUUUUCUCGAUUAUUAAACGUUUGAAUUCCCCGUACUUGUGUGAAAAAGAGGGCAUUACUCUUCAUUGUCCACCGGUUAAGGAACGUCCUUCACUCUGGGAGAAUCCUUAUUCAGCCACCACAUCUUGGAAGCCUUGUGCUGAGCUUCGUGAUUCUGAAAUCAUAGAUCUUCCACCUGAAAAUGAAACAAAUGGCUAUAUAUUCAUCCAUGCUGAAGGCGGUCUCAAUCAGCAGAGAAUUGCUAUAUGCAAUGCGGUUGCUGUGGCUAAAAUACUAAAUGCAACACUUAUUUUGCCAGUUUUAAAGCAAGAUCAGAUCUGGAAGGACCAAACGAAAUUUGAGGACAUUUUUGAUGUAGAUCAUUUCAUUAAUUACCUGAAGAAUGAUGUGCAAAUUGUUCGUGAUAUUCCUGAUUGGUUUACGGACAAAUCAGAGCUAUUUACAAGUAUAAGACGGACAGUCAAGAACAUCCCGAAGUAUGCACCAGCACAAUUUUACAUUGACAAUGUACUUCCUCGAAUCAAAGAGAAGAAGAUAAUGGCGCUAAAACCUUUUGUUGAUCGGCUUGGGUAUGACAACGUUCCUUCAGAAAUCAACAGGCUAAGGUGCAGAGUAAACUAUCAUGCUCUUAAAUUUCUUCCUGACAUAGAGAACAUGGCUGAUGUAUUAGCUUCAAGGAUGAGAAGUCGCACAAACAGCUCAAAUCCAUAUAUGGCUCUUCAUUUGAGGUUUGAGAAAGGAAUGGUUGGACUGUCGUUUUGUGACUUUGUGGGGACAAGAGAGGAGAAAGUCAAAAUGGCAGAGUAUAGGAAAAAAGAAUGGCCACGUAGAUAUAAGAAUGGUUCCCACCUGUGGCAACUGGCCCUGCAGAAAAGAAAGGAAGGACGGUGCCCUCUUGAGCCUGGAGAAGUAGCCGUAAUUCUUAGAGCAAUGGGCUAUCCAAAGGAAACCCAAAUCUAUGUUGCAUCCGGACAGGUGUAUGGCGGACAGAAUAGGAUGGCACCACUAAGGAACAUGUUCCCAAAUCUGGUGACGAAGGAAGAGCUAGCUACCAAGGAGGAGUUGGAUAGCUUCAGAAAGCACGUCACAAGCUUAGCAGCACUGGACUUCUUAGUCUGCUUGAAGUCGGAUGUGUUUGUGAUGACCCAUGGAGGUAACUUCGCAAAACUGAUAAUCGGGGCACGAAGAUAUUUGGGCCACCGUCUAAAAUCCAUAAAACCAGACAAAGGGCUAAUGUCAAAAUCCUUUGGAGACCCAUACAUGGGGUGGGCCCCUUUCGUAGAGGAUGUGGUUGUGACCCACCAAACCCGUACUGGAUUACCGGAAGAGACCUUUCCCAACUAUGACCUAUGGGAGAAUCCCCUUACCCCAUGCAUGUGCAGAGCUUAAUCAAAACACGUGGGAUUUGAACCCUCGAUUGUUUUGGAGAAUCUCCUUCCUUUCAUCAAUAUCCCAUUUAUUUCUUUUUGAAAAUGGUGUGGCUAUUGGUGAAAUGGGAGAUUGAAUAGAAUAGUUACUGCCCCUUCGGAGCACUCCACACCAAUCUUUGUGGAUCUGUUUUUUGUAUCCUUAACGAGAGAAAGAACUAAGUUUGAUGAGCAGUUUUGUGCCCUAAGAUGGAGUAUGGACGGUUUUGUACCUGAAAUGUCCAAGGUAUCCGGUUCGUAUAAGCAGCUCCUGGGAUGAAUUAUAUGAACUGCCCCAUCCCCAUGAACCAUUUAACUUUCUUCUUUUUCUUCUGUUUGUAGCUCGAUUUGAUUUCGUUCUUAGUAAAUAUGUUGAUUAACGUAACGUCAUUGCUCACAUCUUAUACAACAGCAAUUU
Molecule: messenger RNA, 2221 nt
Organism: Cucurbita pepo subsp. pepo (vegetable marrow)
Lineage: Eukaryota; Viridiplantae; Streptophyta; Magnoliopsida; Cucurbitales; Cucurbitaceae
Product: O-fucosyltransferase family protein
Source: RefSeq, a predicted model, not a curated record